Messenger RNA from Nomia melanderi (Alkali bee), 3812 nucleotides. It is a transcript of the gene Bre1, whose product is annotated as E3 ubiquitin-protein ligase Bre1. Gene Ontology annotation, molecular function: metal ion binding; ubiquitin protein ligase activity. The record is from RefSeq and is a predicted model, not a curated record. Gene Ontology annotation, cellular component: HULC complex; nucleus. NCBI's taxonomy places the organism in Eukaryota, Metazoa, Arthropoda, Insecta, Hymenoptera, Halictidae.
UCUAGGUCUAUGGUGAACGAUAAUGUUUUCGCCUCAUUUUUUGAUUUGCCGCGUAUGCAACGCCGUGACACAAUGGCGGCUUCCGUUAUGGUCACGUACUUUUUGUCGAUCGUCUUCAACAAAAUAUAAAGAUCUGUCGAAAGUGCGCCCUUUUCGACAGGUUUUCGGCAUCUAAAGAUGACAUAGCGAUAUAGAGACUCUGGGGUAUUCGUGUAGAGGAUCGCUGGGGGUACUGGUACACUUUACAAGGAAGGACCAAGUUCGUUGCAAAAUGUCAAAACGACCUGCAGAUAGCGGGGAUUCGGCUUCCCAGCCGCCUAUUAAAAAAGUUCAAUUCGAACCUAUUCUAAUCGGGCCUAUAUCGACCCUCGAAGAAAUGGACAUGAAAGUUCUACAAUUUCAAAAUAAAAAGUUGGCCCAGCGGUUAGAACAGCGUCACAGAGUGGAAGCAGAGUUGAGGCAAAGAAUCGAACAACUAGAAAAGAGACAAAUGCAAGAUGAUGCAGUACUAAAUGUUGUCAAUCGAUAUUGGAAUCAAUUAAAUGAAGAUAUACGUGUAUUACUUCAGAGGUUUGAUGCAGAAACUGCUGAUGAAUCAGAAAAUAAAAAUGAAAGUGAAGCUACAACAUCAUUUCUUAUGCAACUCUCUUCUUGGGAUAAGGAGGAGUUAGAUGACAAAUUAGCAAAUCGUGUCCAAGUUUCAAAACGUGCAGUUUCUAAAGUUGUACAGGCAUUUGAUCGUCUUUCUCAGAGGAAUGAAAAAAUUACUCUUGCACUCAAAGGCGAAUUCGAUGGAGAGGAGGCACCUAAUAUAGAUGAAGUGGUACGUAGAGCAAAUUCUGAAAUACAAAUGGAAAAUAGGAAUUUGCAGGCAAUAAAUAUUCAGCUUCACGAGAAAUAUCACACUAUCUCAUUGAAGAUGUCUGAACUACAAGAUACUAUAACAGGAAAAGACACACUUGCUGCAGAACUUCGUAAUCAAGUGGAUGAUCUCCAGUAUGAAUUGAAUAAAGUGAGGGCACGUAAUGACAAACUAGAGCACCACCUUGGAGAAGCAAUUGAGAAGCUAAAAGCAUUUCAACAGAUCCAUGGAACUGAUGAAAAGGGUAGUAAUAAACCAAAUACCUUAGUGGCAUCCAGUGUCUCACAAACAAAGCUUGAAGACUUGCAACGAGAACUAGAAGAAACAAGGGAAUUAGCAAAUAAUAGGUUACAAGAAUUGGAUAAAUUGCAUCAGCAGCAUCGUGAUACAUUGAAAGAAGUAGAAAAAUUAAAGAUGGAUAUACGUCAACUUCCAGAAUCGGUAAUUGUCGAGACAACAGAGUACAAAUGCCUACAGUCCCAAUUUUCUGUAUUAUACAAUGAAUCGAUGCAACUGAAAACACAAUUAGACGAUGCACGGCAACAGUUACAAUCCAGCAAGAACGCUCACUUGCGCCAUAUCGAGAUGAUGGAGAGCGAGGAAUUAAUGGCACAGAAGAAACUGCGAGGAGAAUGUAUACAGUUGGAAGAUGUUCUAGCUCAGUUGCGAAAAGAGUAUGAAAUGUUGAGAAUCGAAUUUGAACAAAAUUUAGCAGCAAAUGAACAGACUGGACCAAUUAAUAGGGAAAUGAGACAUUUGAUUACUUCUCUCCAAAAUCACAAUCAACAAUUGAAGGGCGAAGUUCAUCGUUACAAACGGAAAUACAAAGAAGCUUCUUCAGAAAUACCAAGGCUAAAGAAAGAAAUAGAGGAACUGACGGCUAAAUUGGGCCAGCAAACAUCUCAGGAAAGCAAAGAAGGCAGCAAUUCGGAUGGCAGUGGAAAGGAAGAAGAUGCAUCGAAUUCUCUUUCAGGUUCUACGCAGAUCAAAGAAGAAAGUGGAGUUUCCAUUAAAAGGGAAUCUGGAGAGGAAGAUGUUGAAACUAUCGAAGUAGGAGAAGGUGAAGGAAACAAAGGUACUCCAGAUUCUCUGACUUUAACCUCUCCAACUCUGAAGAAAGAGAAAGAUAUAAAACGUGAAAAGGAUAUCAAGAAAGAAAACAUUAAAACCGAACAUCGCGACCCUGCUCAUCGCGCUAAAGACACGAAAGUAGCGGAAUCAGAACUUGUCAGAGACCUAAAAGCACAACUCAAAAAGGCUGUGAACGAAAUGAAAGAAAUGAAGCUUUUGUUAGACAUGUAUAAAGGCGUUGGAAAAGAACAGAGAGACAAAGUACAACUAAUGGCUGCUGAAAGAAAGACAAGAGCAGAAUUGGAGGAAUUACGUCAGCAAAUAAAGAAAAUACAAGAGAGUAAACGCGAAGAGCGUAAAAAAUUGGCAGACGAAGAUGCACAAAUAAAAAUAAAAAAACUAGAGGAACAGGCGUACACGCUUCAGCGUCAAGUGGCUUCUCAAAAGCAGAACUGCGUGUGGUUGCAGGAAGAGGAGGCUCUAUUGAACGAAAUGGAAGUAACUGGUCAAGCGUUUGAAGACAUGCAAGAACAAAAUUCAAGAUUGAUACAGCAGCUGCGCGAGAAAGAUGAUGCAAACUUCAAGUUGAUGACGGAGAGGAUCAAGAGUAAUCAGCUACAUAAAUUAGCCAGAGAGGAGAAGGAUGUUCUAAAGGAGCAAGUUUCUACGUUAACAACACAGGUGGAAGCGGCCAACGUAGUCGUUCGCAAAUUGGAAGAAAAAGAACGUCUUCUACAGAAUUCUCUAGCCACCGUCGAGAAAGAGUUAGCUUUAAGGCAACAGGCGAUGGAAAUGCAUAAACGGAAAGCUAUUGAAAGUGCACAAUCUGCGGCUGAUCUGAAGCUUCAUCUCGAAAAAUAUCAUUCUCAGAUGAAGGAAGCGCAACAGGUUGUAGCUGAGAAGACCAGUUCGUUGGAAGCGGAAGCUUAUAAAACAAAGAGAUUACAGGAGGAAAUAGCUCAAUUAAGGCGUAAAGUCGAAAGAAUGAAGAAAAUCGAACUGGCUGAAACUUUGGACGAAGUAAUGGCGGAAGAGUUGCGAGAGUACAAGGAGACCCUUACUUGCCCGUCGUGUAAAGUAAAGCGCAAAGAUGCAGUUUUGACGAAAUGCUUCCACGUGUUUUGCUGGGAUUGUUUGCGCACGCGAUACGAAACACGUCAGCGUAAAUGUCCGAAGUGCAAUUGCGCUUUCGGAGCGAACGAUUAUCACCGUUUAUACCUCUCCACAUGAAGAAGAAGACUCUAAAUUAUUGGAAUUUCGUGUGACGUUUUUUAAUUGAACCGCGUGAAUCUUCUAAAAGGUUACGCGUGUAUGCAUUUUUCUUAUACUUCCUAUUUAUUGUCCCGAUCAUUGGUAAAACGGAGAAAUGCGAUCGUGAAUGAUGAAAAAUGUAGAAAUAAAGUUUGUAAAAAAUUAUGAUUAUCCUGUGGAAUAUCAUGCGAGGAAAAUGAGCUGCAUUUUUAAAAGUGUUUUGUAGUAACCACGCCGAACAUGUAUAUUCUGAUCUGAUGUAAAGGACGAAGUCGGGUAUCGCGGUGAACAACGCGAUUCCCGAUGGUAGCGCCGAUGGGACAGAAUAUAGAGAAUGAUUCGAUUGUAUAAUAAUUUUAUUUAGUCUUAAAAUUCGACUUAAAUCAAUAACUUAAUCAUGAAAGUUAGUGAAAUUCGAAAGCUACGAUAGUCGGAAUUUUAAGAGCGAUUCACUGUGUGUGUGGUAGAUAUAUUGUAAUAUAUUAUAAAUAGGAAUUCAAUGCUUCUACGUAUGUAGUUCAACAAACCUAUUGGUAAACUUUCACGAACAAAUUCGAACAUUUAUUAUUUCGUAAUUAUUAAAUUACUUUAAUGACGGUUCUCACCUAAAUAUCUCGAUGAACUUUUA